CGGCCCCUUCCUCUGUGACGACUGGCCGGGGAGGGGCCCCGCGCCCGGUGGCGCACCGGCAACGGAAGCGGGAGCGGGGCCGGGUUUCGGCCGGGCCGUUGGCAGCGGCAGCGCGGCCAUGCAGGCCAGGCAGCUCCGCUGGGAGACGCUGGCGGCUCUGCGCAACUCCAGCAAGGGCCGCCUGAAAUACUGCCGCCACUGGCUGCAGGACGAGGAUGUCUUGGAAGGAUGCAUGUCGCCUCUCAUGCUGUCCUCUUAUUCUGGCUGGGUCCUGGACAGGAUGGCUGGACAGUCAGACCAGGAAAUUGCACCCUCCAGAACUUCAACACCUAACAAAUACACUCCGCGUACAAAUCAGCUACCUCUUAAGAAGGUCGUGUCUGCCAGCCACCAGGGCUCUUCACCACUUUCGUCUACAGUGCUGAGUGAAACAAAGGGAAAUAAUGGUCUUAGUCUGCUGGAAAUGGAUCAAGAAGUCCUUCCAACACUCCUUCCAUCUAAAGUUACGGAAGUCGAAGGCUGUAUUCGGAUGUAUGAAGAGGUGCACAGGCUGAAAGGAAAGGAGUGGCUCAGGCAGCGGCAGGAGCAGCAAGAGCAGAUGGUGAGGGCAGUGUAUGACCUUGCAAGUGAACAACUGAAGCGUUUUGAUGAACUGAAGGAGCUAAAGCGGCAUCAGGAAUUCCAAGAUUUGCAAGAAGUGAUGGAGAAGAGCUUAAAGGAAACUCAGGGACAGCAAGAGAAGUUGAAAGAAGAACACCGACACAGAGCAAAGGUAUUAAACCUAAAACUGCGUGAGGCACAGCAGCAGAGGCAGCGUCAGGAGGAGCUGGAGCGUUUGCGUAAGGAAGAAGGCCAGGAAAGACUGCGUCGCCUUUAUUCCAUCCAAGAGGAAGUGCUACAGCUUAACCAGCAGAUUGAUCCCAAUUACAGACACAAAGACUUGCCAAAAAUUGAUCUUUCUGCAUACAGUAGUCGAGGCAACCAGAUCUGUGGGCUGGUGUCAGGACUCAUCCGCACCGCUAGUGAGAGAGGUUUCCCUACUCAAGUGGAUGUGGCCAAUAUUGAACGAGCACUGCAGGAAAUGCGGGGACUGAUAUCCAGCAUGCAGCAAGAAAUCGCUGCAGCUGUGGAAGAAAAAAAGAGGAGAGAUGAAGAGAGACGGAAGCAACAAGAGUUACUGAAAAAAUCACAGAUGAAGGCUCAGAGCGCUGCCCCUGCGCAGCUGCCAGGGGGAAAGCAGACAAAGGAAGGACAUCAAGUUAAGACAGACAAAAGUAUUAUGCGUUGGUACCAGGAGCUUCAAGAUGCUGCAAACCGGUGUGCUGCUUCUUUCAGUGCGAUAAGCAACUGCAAAGACAGUGAGGUUAAGAAGACAAAAAUGGACUUGCAGAAAGCAGCUACGAUCCCUGUUAGCCAGAUCUCUAGCAUAGCAGGCUCUCAGCUGAGAGAGAUAUUUGACAGGAUCAAUAACCUACUCUCUGGAAAGUCUGUUCGGAGUGGAGGGCGAAAUAUAUCAGUGACUCAGCAUCCACAGGGUCUGGAUUUUGUUUAUUACAAACUUGCAGAGAAAUUUGUGAGUCAAGGAGAAGAAGAAGUAGCUUCUCAUCGUGAGGCAGCUUUUCCAAUUGCAGCGGUGGCAUCAGGAAUCUGGGAAAUACACCCUCAAUUCGGAGAUCUCUUUUUAGCUCAUCUACACAAAAAGUGCCCAUAUUCUGUGCCAUUCUACCCUGCCUUCAAAGAGGGGACUUCUAUGGAAGAGUAUAAGAGGAUGCUUGGAUAUCAAUUUAAGGAUUCUAAGAUCGAAGAGCAAGAUCAUUUUCUUAAACGGAUGUCAGGAAUGAUUCGUCUUUACGCUGCUAUCAUUCAGCUCCGGUGGCCUUAUGGAAACAGACAAGGGACACAUCCUCAUGGGCUGAGUUAUGGAUGGCGCUGGCUUGCUCAUAUGUUGAAUAUGGAGCCUCUGGCAGAUGUGACAGCUACACUUCUUUUCGAUUUUCUGGAGGUAUGUGGUAAUGCUCUCAUGAAACAGUAUCAGGUUCAGUUCUGGAAAAUGAUAUUGCUGAUCCGAGAAGACUACUUCCCAAGGAUUGAAGCAAUUACCAGCUCUGGACAGAUGGGCUCUUUAAUGCGUUUCAAGCAAUUCUUGGAGGUAAAGCAAUUUUUUUCAGUUUCUUUCAGUGACUUUUUCCUCCACUCCAUUCAAUAUAUGCAUCAUUCCAGUAUUGAUGCUGGCGCUGCUUGCCACACACUUGAUAGUCCGGACCUGUAACUAUGAUGUAACCUGUCUUUCACUUACUGAAUUGUCUUAAUGAUAGUUACAAUGUCAAACAUCUUGCUUUUUUCUUACCUCACAUCUGUUUUUCUCAGUGGAAAAUUAUUUUGGUUAUAGUUGAUGUUCAGUGAGACUAGUUGCAGUGAGAGGAGAUACAGGGGCUGAGAACGAUUCUGCUGAGUCAUUUCUGUAACAGCUCAUUUUCAUCAGUGGGUUGCUUACUUUUUAUGUUGUCCUGAUUAGAUUAUGAGGAAGGAGACAUUUUGAGCUGCUCUUUGUAGCGUCUCAUUAGCAUUGUAUUUUGUGUAUGUAUUUUUUAGAGAAAACUUGCAGAACUGUUGAAUACUUUGUGUUGUGAAUGUUGUCUUAAACUAGAGCUAUCAUAUUUUAAUAUCAUAGUUUGUACUUUAAUUUCAAAACAAAUUUUGAUACUUUGUUAGCAAUGCUUUGAAUGUGUGCAGUAAGAGCCAUCAAAAUCCCUGAGAAGAGAUGGCAAACGAAGAUACCCAUUUCUUUUUCCUUUGUUUUUUUUUUUUGUUGUUGUCUCCUCUUCACUAGGAAUGUUUACAGAAGAAGGAAAUCCCAUUACCAAAGGGCUUUCUGCAGUCUUCCUUUUGGAGGUCAUAAAUCAGCAUAUACUUCUUCCUCUCUGGAUGUCAGUGCUUUCAGACCUGGCUUCCUGUUUACAUAUAGAGGCGAAACAAAUUCAUUUUGUAUUUGGGUGGAUGAAGAGAUUAUAUUCAAACCGUGUGUUAAAGUGUAAUUCAGUAAGUUUUGUGUUGCGUAGAACAAAAUAUGGUUUAAUUUUUUGGAAAUGGAUAAAGCUGUUCUUUAUUUUGGAUUUUUAUAGGUUUUUAUAUAGUAGAUUAUGGAAAACUGAGAAUUUUUCCUUGAUAUGUUUAAACAUGUGGAAGGUAGUUUACAUACAGUAUUCUGAUAACUUCUGGAUUUCACUAUAAACACUUGGACUGAAAAUUUGCUCAGUGCUGUUCUAUUCGCGGAAGUGAAAAUACCUCAAAGCUUUACGAAGUCUUAACAAAGUAAUCAGUCUCAGAAACCUACUGGUGAAACUUUAUUUUUGUUAUUUAUUAUGUCAAGCUUUUGUAAUUCACUUCCCGUUGUGUUGACAUACUUGCAUCCUGUUUGUGGCAACAACAUUUAAAACUACUGAGAGACUGGUAAAAGGUACUUGGCCUAGCAUCGUGAACGUUUCUCUCUGUUGAAUGUAACUUUGCUCCAAGAGGCAGUGUUCUUGAUCUAAGAGAGGUAGACUCACUGUUUUAAAAACUUUGUGUGGAUAGUAACUUUAUGGAGAAAAAGCUGAGUUCCUGAAACUACAGAAAUUCUGUGUCCACUGUCCAUUAAGUGGAUGAAAGCUAAUAAUUUUAUUAAAAAAAUAAUAACAGUGAAACAGUGCAUUCAUUUGAACACUUUGGCUGAUGUUCUGUCGUCAUUUGAGGGGGAAAUGGUAUGCUUGAGUUACCUAUGGUGCAUUGAAUUAUAUUUUAUAAUGACCAUUUUAUAUAAAUAUAUUUCUUACUUUUUAAUGUUAUGCUAUUUUUAUGUAUAAAGUACUGUAAUACUUUUAUACCAAUGGUGGAUUAUUCUGAGAAUAGUUCAUUCUAGAAAUCUGUUCAAGUUUAAUAUUAAAGUGUGAUUCUUUUUUUCUUC
This is a messenger RNA of Cygnus olor (mute swan), 3943 nucleotides long. It is a transcript of the gene GLE1, whose product is annotated as GLE1 RNA export mediator. Lineage: Eukaryota; Metazoa; Chordata; Aves; Anseriformes; Anatidae. Gene Ontology annotation, cellular component: cytoplasm; nuclear pore cytoplasmic filaments; nuclear pore. The record is from RefSeq and is a predicted model, not a curated record. Gene Ontology annotation, molecular function: phospholipid binding; translation initiation factor binding; inositol hexakisphosphate binding. Bases 119 to 2269 code for a protein of 716 amino acids. Gene Ontology annotation, biological process: regulation of translational termination; poly(A)+ mRNA export from nucleus; regulation of translational initiation. The transcript is spliced from 16 exons.